Molecule: messenger RNA, 3566 nt
Organism: Hippocampus comes (tiger tail seahorse)
Lineage: Eukaryota; Metazoa; Chordata; Actinopteri; Syngnathiformes; Syngnathidae
Gene: prdm15
Product: PR domain containing 15
Exons: 24
Coding region: 88-3399 (1103 amino acids)
Biological process (GO): regulation of transcription by RNA polymerase II
Molecular function (GO): RNA polymerase II cis-regulatory region sequence-specific DNA binding; DNA-binding transcription factor activity; protein binding
Source: RefSeq, a predicted model, not a curated record
UCCGGUCCUGCGCCGUUUCUGGAGCGGAUUGGAACCCGGAGUCAGGAUUUGAUAAAUGAAGUGUCUUUUGCAGAAAAGGUUUACAGAAUGGCUGCUCAGACUCCAGAGGAGUGCAUCUGGUGUGAGGACUGUGGGCAGUACCAUGACUCUGAGUGCCCCGAAUUAGGACCCCUGGUGACCGUCCAGGACUCUUUUGUCCUCAGUCGGGCCCGUUCCUCAAUUCCAAAUAGCCUGGAGAUCAGGCCAGUGGCAGAAGGCGGCGAGGGAGUUUUCGUCCAGCGACGUCUCGUCAAAAGGACUCGUUUUGGGCCCUUUGAGGCGAAGCGCGUCCCCAUUUUAGACAAAGAAGGAUUGUUUCCCUUGAAAAUAUUCCAGAAGGAUGGGCUAGUGGUGUGUUUUGACUGCAGUAGUGAAGAUGACUGUAAUUGGAUGAUGCUGGUACGACCUGCCACAGAUCACCAACACCAGAAUUUAACAGCUUACCAGCAGGACGAUGAGGUGUUUUUCAACACAUCCCAGGAUGUGCUGCCAGGAGCAGAGCUGAGGGUCUGGUAUGGAGCUUUCUAUGCCAAAAAGAUGGAGAAGCCUUUGCUCAAGCUUCCAGUUCAGCCACUGCCACCUCGAGAGACGUACGUCAAAACUAGCUCCUCUCCACCUCCUGUGAUGAACUUCAAAAACGCAGAAGCUGUCAGGCAGGUGACAGCCUCCACUGAGCUUGCAGAAGACUCCUUACGACCACAGGAGGAGAGCACAGCGGGGCCCAGCGAGGAGCUUCAAUCUGCCGCUGCUCAGCCUCCUGUGAAGAGAGGGCUAACUCGUGGAAGGAAAGCCAAAGGGUGCAGGACUCGACCUGUUGCCUGCGCAAGCAGGAGUAAAGAUGUGAAGCCACCCGUGGCGAGCCCAGAGUCGCUUGUUUCCGAGUUAGCAGUUGCUCCAGAGAAAAGCCGACAUCUUGGGGCUUCAGAUGCCGGGAUUACGCACAAGAGACACAAAGGUCGAGAGCACAAGAGGGUGUACCGCUGCUCCCUGUGCAACAAGGUCUUUCAGAACAGCAGUAACCUGAACCGACAUAUCCGAUCACACGGUGAUAAACUGUUUAAGUGUGACGAGUGUGACAAGUUGUUCAGUCGAAAGGAGAGUCUGAAGCAGCACAUCUCUUACAAGCACAGUAAAAAUGCGCCUGACCUAGAAUACAAAUAUAAAUGCAACACUUGUGAAAAAUCCUUCCGCCUGGAAAAUGCCUUAAAAUUCCACAACUGCAGGACAGAUGACAAGACAUUCCAGUGCGAUAUCUGCUCCCGCUUCUUCUCCACUAACAGCAACCUGUCCAAGCACAAGAAGAAGCACGGAGAGAAGCUCUACUCCUGUGAAAUCUGCAACAAGAUGUUCUACCGCAAAGACGUCAUGCAAGAGCACCACAGGCGGCACGGCAUCGGGCCAAAGCACAUGAAGAGAGAAGAGUUGGAGACCAAUGGAGAAGAAGCCACCAAGUACAGAAAGGAACCAUCGCCGUGUCCCAUCUGCGGCAAGGUGUUCUCCUGCCGAAGUAACAUGAACAAACAUCUGCUCACUCACGGCGAUAAGAAGUACACUUGCGAGAUCUGCGGCCGCAAGUUCUUCCGAGUGGACGUGCUGCGCGAUCAUAUUCAUGUUCACUUCAAGGAUAUAGCCUUAAUGGAUGAGCAGGAGAGGGAGGACUUCAUUAAAAAGAUCGGCAUUUCAGCAGGCGACAGCGACGAUAAGGACGAUGAAGAAGAUGAAGAUGACCCCGAGCACCACAAAUACAACUGCAAGAAAUGUCAGAUGUCGUUUGCCAAGGGCCGAGAAUACCUAAAACACAUCACAGAGCAGCACAAAGAGCGCGGCUACGGCUGCGCGAUCUGCAACCGUCGCUUUGCACUCAAGGCCACGUACAACGCCCACCUGGUCAUUCACAGAGAGCAGCUGCCUGACCCUGCCGUGCAGAAGUAUAUCCAUCCCUGUGAAAUUUGUGGCCGAAUCUUCAACAGUAUCGGUAACCUGGAGAGGCACAAAAUCAUCCACACUGGGGUGAAGAGCCACAGCUGUGACAAGUGUGGCAAAUCCUUUGCGAGGAAGGACAUGCUGAAGGAGCACCUGAGGGUCCACGACGACAUUCGAGACUUCCUUUGUGCCGAGUGUGGGAAAGGUAUGAAGACCAAGCAUGCCCUCCGGCACCACAUGAAGUUACACAAGGGCAUCAAAGAGUACGAAUGUAAGGAGUGUAACCGCAAGUUUGCCCAGAAAGUCAACAUGCUCAAACACUAUAAGCGACAUACGGGUAUAAAGGACUUCAUGUGUGAGCUAUGCGGCAAGACAUUCAGUGAAAGAACAACUCUGGAGACGCACAAGCUCAUUCAUACAGUGGGAAAGACCUGGACUUGCGCCACCUGCGAUAAAAAGUAUCUGACGGAGUACAUGCUGCAGAAACAUGUGCACCUGACCCAUGAAAAGGUGGAGGCCCAGUCAUGUAACCUCUGCGGCACCAAGGUUUCCACGCGGGCCUCAAUGAAUCGACACCUGCGCCGCAAACACCCUGAGGUUGUCCCCGUGAGAAUUGAUGACUUUGAUGAGUUUCAGGAACCCCCGACAAUCAAUGACUCGUCUGUCAGCAUUGCGCAGCCAAGCCUGACGUUAGAAAAAGACAGCCUGUCUCAGGAAAGACCCAGCCGACCUACCCGCCAGGCCAAGAAGAAGCUAAGAGUCACGCCCGAGCCAGAACUCUCCGGAUCAGAUGAUUACGUUGAUUUCACAGAGCCCAGACAUGAACCUCAGCCCGAAUUCAAAACUGUAAUCAUUGGCGAGGAGACAGAAACGAGCUCUGCAGUGCAGAGUAUCCAGCAGGUGGUGGUUCUCACCGACCCCAACGCCGCAUCUGCCCCCUCCCCCAACAACUCAGUGGGGCUAAGCAACAUCACGGUCACGCCCAUCAACAGCCCAACCCCAGCUCAGUUCACAAGCUUGCAGCCCGUUGCCGUCGGGCACCUGACAGCCGGCGACCGGCCCCUGUCGCUGGACAACUCGAUCCUCACUGUCACUUUCGACACGGUCAGCGGCUCGGCCAUGCUCCACAACAGGCCCGCCGAUCUCGGUCCAGAAUCUGUCGGUCCACCCGGAGGACAGUCCGCCCAGUCGGUUUCACAUUUCAUCAACCUUGCCACUCUAGUCAACCCCAUGAGUCACCAGCUUGAAGCCCAGACUCUAGCCUGGAGGCCAUCACCGACAGCCGAGGGCGGCCAAGGCACCCCUGUGGUUGAAGGCGCCCAGGGGGAGGUUCACGGGGUCCAGCGUCAGGGGCCCGAGGGAGCGCAGUCAGGCCCGAGUCAGCCGCCCACACCACAGCAGCAAAGCGGCGCCACACAGCAGAUGUUUAGCUACUAAUGAGGCGCUGGUCACCUCAAGCGGUUGCAUGUACAAACAUUUGUCAUUGUAAAUUUUAUAAAAUGUAUAUAGUUUUGAAUCAUUGUCACCCAGAUGCCUCUCUAGUGCCAUUCUAGUGAUUUUUUUUUCAGAAAAAUCAAAGUGUUAAAAUAGUAAAUCUUGUUUGG